AUGGUCUACAGUCCUGCUACCAAGCAUCCCAACGGCGCCCGCCUUCUCGCCCUCGAUGGAGGUGGUGUCCGAGGCGUCAUGGCCCUGGAAGUCCUCGCCGAAGUCAUGGACCGAGUGAGGAGAAAGAAGGGUCUGACUGAACCUUGCCGUCCUGCCGACUACUUUGAGCUUGCAGCUGGAACUAGCACGGGCGGCAUCAUCGGUAUCAUGCUCUUCCGGCUUCGCAUGACUGCCGAGGAUGCUAUCAAGCAAUACGACGUGAUUGCAUCCCAAGUCUUUAGCCCCAAGGUCUACGGCUGGAACAUUGGCUGGAUGCCCACGUUUCUUUCUUCCACCAUCAACAACAGCAAGACCCUCGUUCAGAGCAGCCGUUUCGAUGAUGCUUCGCUGAAGAAGGCUGUCGACGGGGUUGUUGAGAAGUUUGGCCUGGAUGAGAAUGAUAGGAGGCUGAAGGGAGAUGCAUCCCUCCAACAUCCCGGAUCAGCGAGAAUUUUCUGCUGCACAACCGCCCAGAACCGGGCCGAGACUGUGCUUCUUCGAACAUACAAGGAUAACAAUAUCUACUGUAGUUCCAAGACAAACGACACCAUGGCCUUGCAUCAGGACAAAAUGACAAUCAGUCUUGCCACCCGCGCAACUUCUGCUGCACCCACGUACUUCCCUGAAGUCAUCUUCCCCGAGGGUACUCCCAAGAGCAAGGACAAUGAGCGACUGGUCUUCUGGGAUGGUGGCCUUCUCAACAACAACCCCAUUGAUCAACUGUGGUACUCAAGAUACGAGCUCGCUCAGCCCCACGAGCCACCACCAGCCAUCUCGUGCGUCAUCAGCCUUGGAACCGGUUACACAAAGCCCGACUCUCCCUCAGAAUCAUGGUUCCAGCUCGUUGGCGUGGCAGCCGAGGUUAUGGAGUUCUCAACCAACACCAACGCCAAGGCCAAAGAUUUCACUCGCCACAUGACUACACUCAACCUGCGAGGCGAGCACAAGAACACCAAAUAUGUCCGGCUCAACCCGUCUCUUGGCAAGAGCGAGAUUGGCCUAGCCGAUUACACAAAGAUGAAGGAGCUGAAGGCCAUGGCUCAAAAGUAUCUCACCGACAAGAGGAACCAGGAGUGGAUCAACAAGGCCGUGGACGCCAUCUGUGCUUGA
Fusarium falciforme is the source of this 1149-nucleotide messenger RNA. Its product is annotated as PNPLA domain-containing protein. The record is from RefSeq and is a predicted model, not a curated record. Gene Ontology annotation, cellular component: membrane. The transcript has 2 exons. Gene Ontology annotation, biological process: arachidonate metabolic process. Bases 1 to 1149 code for a protein of 382 amino acids. Lineage: Eukaryota; Fungi; Ascomycota; Sordariomycetes; Hypocreales; Nectriaceae.